This is a messenger RNA of Anolis sagrei ordinatus, 6014 nucleotides long. It is a transcript of the gene ARHGAP27, whose product is annotated as Rho GTPase activating protein 27. The record is from RefSeq and is a predicted model, not a curated record. Gene Ontology annotation, cellular component: cytoplasm. Gene Ontology annotation, molecular function: protein binding. Gene Ontology annotation, biological process: regulation of GTPase activity; signal transduction. Lineage: Eukaryota; Metazoa; Chordata; Lepidosauria; Squamata; Anolidae.
UCCUCCAUCCAGUUCAGGCUGAUGGGAACACCCACAUCAUCCUGGCUGCUCGGCUCAUGAGCCCAAACUCUGCAUGACUCCAAGGAGACUAAGGCGAGAACAGGAGCACCGCAGCCACCUUAGAGGGAAGAUUCACCAAGUAAGUUCAGGGGUGACUGCAGAGGGUUUUCCUUGGCUGAUGUACAAGUAAACACCUGUAUCCGGCUGGAUGUGCCCUCUGUGGAAGCAAGCAGCCAGAAGCGGCCAGGGUGUGGUGAGCCGUGUGGGCUUCCCCCGCUCUCCUGUGGCAUCUUUCUGACUCUUGUUUUUCUGGCUGGAUCUGCAGCCGUUUUUCUGGACACUCCUCCUGGGCUCUGAUGCAACUGUCCACCUCCGGAGGAGUUGCUUUUGUUGCUCCAGGUUGAUCCUGAAUGUCAAGGGACUUGCGCACUUCUUGGCAAUGAUGAAGAUAUUCAAAGAAAGCUUCCUGCCCUGGGCUUUUUUCCUGUUGCCGUUGUCUUCAAUUGCCAGUCGUCUUUGCAGGAGGAAGCCAACGCAAAGGUCUGUGUUGUGAUUUUUCAACCCCGCUGCCUGUUCUUGACAUAGCUGAAAACAAGCGAGGAGGACCAGAGGCAGGUUCAGACCAGAUACACGAGCCUGGGCAGGUCCAUGGAAGCUCCUGACACAAUCAACAAGGAAGGGCCCAGUUGUGCUUGAAGGUGCGGACCGAGAGAAGAAAGAAAUGGGACUGCCGAGGUCAGAAGGGAAAGCUAACAAGAUGUGAAGCCACAGAGAGAAGAAAUAGUUUGCAAUACGGGAAGUUGCUGGGAGGCUACCAGGAUGGAUUCUCUGGGCAAAGACGUGCAGGAGGAGACUUAUGUCUUAGUGGAAUAUGCCUUUGAGUAUGCCUCCAAGGAUGGGCGGCUGAUAUCAAUCAAACCUAACGAGAGAUACAUCCUUUUGAGGCGGACAAAUGACCACUGGUGGCACGUUAGGAAAAGCAAAGAAACUCGGCCUUUCUACAUCCCAGCAAAGUAUGUCAAAGAGCUGGGACCCAUCACCCAGACUGUACCGUCUUUGGAUAUGCUGCCCCCCAAAAACUCGGAGAAUCCCAAUUUAGGAGCUUCUGUUGAGCCUGGCAAGGAGCAAUCACCGGAGUAUGUGUAUCGGUUUGUGAACGCUGGUCAAGAAGGUAAUGCAGAUUCCUCCCAACACCAGUCCAUCUCUUCUGGAGCAGGAGAGACAGUCCCUUUGGACAACAGUGAAAAGGCACUGCCCUUCCAUUCUGGAGCCAAAAGACCACCCAUUAGCACAUCUUAUGGAUCGUUUAAACCUUCCUACAAAACAGGCUCAAGUAAUCUCCUGGAGAGCUCUGGCUCCUCCACUGAACACAUGAGGUCUACAGUGUCUCUGGAUGAUUUGGCAAGGUUCACCCCUCAUGGCCAAGUAGGCAAUGUCGGGAACUCAGGAUUGCACAAAGCAGCUUCAUGGAACCACCCCCAUCCUUGCCUGAAGAGCAGCUCAGAGAACCUCCAUAAAGUUGCUGAGGACAGGGCGGACAUACUGGAGAAGAAUGACGAACAGCCGCAUGAGGAAGCAACCCCAGAUCCCGUGUAUGUGAAUCUACAGGAGCUUCGUUUGGAACAGAGUGCUGCUAUUACCAGCAAUGCUGAAUCUGCACCCCAGCCACACUUCAGCAGUCCCCUGAGCAACUGGGAGACCCACACGGACACAGAAAGUGGUCAACUGUUCUAUUACAACCCAGAGACUGGCCAAACUACUUGGGACUCUCCAUUUGACACCUCUGUGAAUAGCCCAAAUCCCACCCAAACACCCUCACCUUUGCUCACUCUGAGUCCUUCCACGCCUGCGGAGUGGGGCCAGUAUGUAGAUGAAGCCAGCGGACAGGUGUUCUUCUACAACACGGCUACAGGCGAAUCAUCGUGGGAUGCGCCCCAAGUGAAUGAAACGCCUGACUACCCGGAGAUGCAGCCUGCAUUUCCCUCCUACAGCCCUGCGCCUCAGAGGCCCCCGACUCCUGAAACUGACUACCCCAACCUUUCUCCCGAUGAACUUGAACACUACCCAGAAGAAGAUUACUCGCCGGUUGGCUCUUACAAGCAUCUGGAUGUCCCUCCACCAUAUUCAGAGUGGACCUCCUAUGGCAACCAAGAGGGGAUGGUGUUUGAUGGCAACCAUUAUGCCACAGACACGGUGAAUGUGUCUGGACAUCAUCACAGCACCAGCAGUGGUUCCAGCCUGGACAGCAGUCCUUUUGUGAACUGGUCGCCCAUCUCAGCAGCUUUUUCUGGUUUGAAGGAAGAACAGAUAAAAACUCUUGAAAAGGCUGGGAUGCUGCAUCGGACAAAAAUAGCUGAUAAAGGGAAGCGUUUGAGGAAGAACUGGAGUGCUUCAUGGACAGUCUUGGAAGGUGGUGUAUUGACAUUUUUCAAGGACUCCAAGCAUUCAGCUUCUGGCGGUGUGAAACAUCCUUCUGUGUUGAGUUGCCCAGAGUACACCGUGGAUCUUCAUGGAGCAACACUUUCUUGGGCAGCCAAAGACAAGUCAAGCAAAAAGAAUGUCUUGGAGCUGAAAACACGGGAUGGUUCUGAAUACCUGAUCCAGCAUGAUUCGGAGACCAUCAUUGGCACGUGGCAGAAGACAAUUGCGAACAGCAUCAGCAAACUGCCCACAGACAUCCCUCUGGAAGAGGAGGAGGAAAACACAGACUUGAAAUCCAAGGAGACUCCAGGAAGCAACAAAGAGAGAGAGGCUGAAAAGAAGAGUCCAGCUUCUUGGCACUCCUCCAGUUCCCUCAACUCAGACAGCGAUACCAACAAAGUCCGAAAUAAGCUCCGGAAGUUUCUGCAGAAACGCCCGACCCUUCAGUCCCUGCGAGAGCGAGGCUACAUCAAAGAUCAGGUGUUUGGAUGCGCUCUACAAGUCCUGUGCGACCGCGAGAAGAGCACAGUGCCUCAGUUUGUUAAGCAGUGUAUCACCACCGUGGAGAAGAGAGGCUUGGAUAUUGAUGGACUUUACCGGAUAAGUGGAAAUCUAGCUACAAUACAGAAACUGCGCUACAAGGUCGACCGUGAUGAGCGCUUGGAUCUUGAUGAUGGCCGAUGGGAUGAUGUUCACGUUAUCACCGGGGCACUCAAGCUCUUUUUUCGAGAGUUGCCAGAGCCACUCUUCCCCUUCAGCCAUUUUGACAAAUUCAUCGCUGCCAUAAAAAUUUCAGACCCCUCUAAGCGAACCCACCGCUUACGGGAGCUGGUGAAUUCACUACCUCCUGCAAACCACAACACCAUGAGGGCUCUUUUCCAACAUCUCUGCAGGGUUAUAGAGUACCGAGAGGAGAACCGCAUGUCAGUACAAAGCAUUGCAAUAGUGUUUGGACCAACGUUACUGAAACCAGAGGUCGAAGAAGGAAAUAUGACUAUGCACAUGGUUUUCCAGAAUCAGAUUGUGGAGCAAAUCCUAACCCACCUCAGCUACAUAUUCCCAGAGAGCUAAACCCUCCCAGCAAAGCACAGGAGUCUGCGUGAAUGAAGGAUUGACCUCAACGCAAGGGCAGGUCCCAUUGCUACUGGAAGGAUGUUGCUGGGUGGUGUGAUGUCAACCUGGGAAGAGAGUGCAUGGACAAGCAAUAAAACUUAUCACUGCAGGAAUUCUUUUUCCAGUGCUUGGCACGUGGUAUAUGAAAUUCCUGUUGGACAGAAAGAAGAAGCUAAUUGUUGGGCAAAAUAGUUGGUUUGGACAAAUGUUUUGGGAAGGAGGAGACUUUUGUAGCUGUGCCAACAUGACAGUUUUGAGCUCAAAUGUCAUGGUUUCCUGUUAAAUAAUUCUGGAAAUUGUAAUAUUGUUAAUGUAUUGUGACUCUUUUGGGUGAACAAGGUAAUGCUGAAGAUGUUUCACACUUUCUUUGGAUACUAGACGGAUUCUGUGCCAUCUAGUAUCCACAAGAUCUUGGUUUGCUUACUUGCAGUGCAAGAAACGGCGAGCUACCAAUCCAUGAUCACAGUAGAAAAUGCAAAUUUUGUAGUGUUGACCCCAGGCUUCUAAUUUAUUUAUUCACUUCAGUAUAUGUGUGUGAGUUGGUAGAAAUGAGGCCAACUUAUCACUCUAUGAGACUUUUAUAUGUUUCUGUUUAGCUUCCUGCUCUCGGUAUGGGUAACAAAGAGGUCUAAAUUGGAUGGAAGUCCAGUGAACUCUGGCAUGUACUGUUAGUUUACCUAUGCUACUGUUUCACUAUUCUCAUAGACAAAUCCAUUGUCUUCCCAUACACAAUGUGUCUCACAUCUCUUCAAAAAUUAGACACCUCAAUAGAGAAGCCCGGUAAGUCCAGAAGCAUUUGAGUGUACAUUUCCAUGAGGAAAGACUGGUUUUUGCAACUUGGAUUCUGAAGUAUUCUAUAUGUCCAUGGAGAGAAGAUCAGAUGAUGGAUGAUACAGCUUACUGUUGAGUGAUGGAUCCGGCAAUUAUUACAGAACAGAAAAAGUGCUUUUUUUGGAUUGUAACUCCCAGAAUCUCCUAGCUAGCAUUGCCAGUGGAUAUGUUGACUGGGGAGUUCUGGCAAUCCCGGUCUCAAAAAAAACAUCAUUACCAAGUUCAGGUGCAUUCUGCGGAGUUGUGCUUAAUAUGGAUUUGUGGCACCAUUCAUUCCCCUCUUCCGCAGUGCCCUUGUUGCUAAGUCCAGAGUUCAACAAUGGUAUGCUAUAAGGCAAGGAUGGGAAAUAUAUGACCCUGUAGAUGUUAUUUGGACCAUCAGCCAGCAUAAGGCAGUAAUUGAGGCUGAUGCGAGUGGCAGUCCACUAACAUUUGGAGGGUCACACUUUCCCUAUCCCUCCUAUGGAGGAUCGUUGUUCCAAAAAGGCACUUGCAGUGCUGUACUUAAACUUAAAAGUCUGUGUAUCUGCUGUUCUGGCUUAACUCUUGAGUUGGUGAUCCUGUACUGACUAAGCACAUGAGACAUAGAGAUAUCAAAUUCAGUGACAUUGCUAUAUGGCAGUGAUUCUCAACCUGUGGGUCCCCAGAUGCUUUGGCCUUCAACUCCCAAAAACCCUAACAGCUAAUAAACUGGCUGGGAUUUCUGGGAGUUGUAGGCCAAAACAACUGGGGACCCACAGGUUGAGAACCACUGCUAUAUAGGGAUGCUUUUUAAAUAAGGGAUAUUUCCAAUCCACCUCACAACCUUCCUUCCUUACUCAAGUGAGGCAGGAAAAGAUGAAUUUAGGACUUCAUCACACACCCUGAUCCAUCACAAGGACAGUAUGCUUCUUCCAUGUCUUUGCCUCAGGUCCAACCCAAUGCAAUUUGUUCCCUUUCCUUGCACUGUGGUGACUACUUCACAAUCCAUAGGGAACAACUUGACUCACCAAAAAGAGAAACUUGAGAAAGCAGUAGUACUAUACUACUACUACUACUAAGUGCCUUAUUUCCAGAGCUUGGGAAAUUUCUAAAUUAUAGCACCCAGAAUCCCCUGGCCAGAAUGAAUACUGACUAUACUAGUUGGGGAUUCUGGGAGCUAUAGUUUGAAAAUGCAACUUUUCCAAGAUCUGCCUAGCACUCACUGCCCUCCUACACCAUGACAGCAAAAUCAAUGACCACAUCUUUAGAGAAGAGCAGAAUUCUUCUCUCUGGGUGUAUCCUUGAAGCUAUGUGCCUUUCAAAACAGGAAUAUAAAUUGUAGUGCAAAUAACUACCUAUCUGAUAAAUAUUAGUUGAAAAAUUAUUUCCUCUUCCUGCAAAGAACUGAUGAUUGCAUCUGUUCUUUGUCUCAGCAGAGAUAUGAAACCUGAAUGUUUUAGUUUGGUAAUAAACGAUUAGCAUAUCUCCAUUGCGGUGUGGGCUUUGAGAAAAUACUGAGUGAUCAAACUCCUGACACUUUAUCUCACUUCCUAUGUUAAACAGGUGUUGAUUUCAAAAAUGGUUGACUUUUUUAGGAUGACUGUGGCUAGAUCCGAAGGAGAUUUGUUGCUCGACGAUCAUUCGUGACAUUUUAUUUUUAAAUAAAUGAUAACCCUUGAAUAAAACAA